UCAAUCAGAACCUUUCUAAAAAAAAUCUUAAAUCAGAACAAAAAAACUAAUUUCUCAAAGAAAAGAAAAAUUUCUCGUUUCAAUUAUCUUUUUCUAAAUAAAAUAAAAAAAUAAAUAAAUUUUGUGCUUAUCGACUUUCUUCAGUUCUUUGCAAUAAAAAAAAAAAGACUUUCUUGAGUUCGUUUUUGUUGGUCAUUGGAGUUCGUGUCAAUGAAAAAUGGCGCACAUGUAAAUAUCACGACACGAACGCUGAUUUCGGCUCCUCCUUCCUGUGCAUACAAUCAAAGUAGAAGAAAGUCGGAGAUCUCCACCGGCUGAAUCGUCGGGGUCUUUGUGCCGCUGAACCCGAUCCAAUAAUGUCCACCACCAAAGCCUCGCUCAAUCCUCUCGUUGCCUUCGAGCACAAGAGGGACGCUUAUGGCUUUGCUGUGAGACCUCAGCACGUUCAGAGAUACCGGGAGUAUGCCAAUAUUUACAAGGAAGAGGAGGAGGAAAGAUCAGAUCGGUGGAAUUCUUUCCUGGAACUCCAAGCAGAGUCUGCUCUAUUGCCUGUCAAUGGGGAAUUUAAUGUAGACAGUAAAAGGUCUUUGCAAAAAGAAAUUUCAGAGAAGGAAGCAGAUGCUAGUUUGGAGAAAGAAGUAGCUGGAGAUGGUUGCGAAGAGCCUGGUUCCAUUAAUUCAACAGAAAGUGUUUCUAAUAAAGAGGAAAAACCAGUUACUGAAGAGACAAAAAUUCAUAGGAUCCAAAUAUGGUCUGAGAUUAGACCAUCUCUUCUUGCCAUUGAAAAUAUGAUGAGUACUCGCAUAAAGAAGAAAAACAACAUAUCUAAAGAUGAGCACGUCAAUGAAACAGGGAAGUCUCUUCCUUCUGUUGAAGAGGCUAGAUCACCCAAGGGAACGUUUGAGGAGGAUUCUGAGGAUGAGUUUUAUGAUGUCGAGAGAUCAGAUCCAAUUCAAGAUUCCCCUUCAAGUGACAGCAUCGUAGGUGGUUCCUCUGAUGGGGUACCUACAGAAUCCUUAUUUCCAUGCAGAGAAGAGCUGGAAGUUCUUGUUCGUGGGGGAGUGCCAAUGGCUCUCAGGGGAGAGCUUUGGCAAGCCUUUGUUGGUGUAAAAGCGCGGCGAGUUGAGAAAUAUUACCAGGAUCUGCUAACUUCAGAAACUAAGGGUAGCAAUAAUGUAGAAGAAGAUGUUUUAGACUCAGACAAGACCAAGGGUUCAACUACAGUUUGUGCUCCUGAAAAAUGGAAAGGACAGAUUGAAAAGGAUUUGCCUCGAACAUUCCCAGGUCACCCAGCACUGGACGAGGAUGGUAGAAAUGCCUUGAGGCGUCUACUUACUGCCUAUGCAAGACAUAAUCCCUCUGUUGGAUAUUGCCAGGCAAUGAACUUUUUUGCUGGCUUGUUACUACUUCUUAUGCCUGAAGAGAAUGCGUUUUGGACCUUGAUGGGCAUUCUUGAUGACUAUUUUGAUGGCUAUUACUCAGAGGAAAUGAUAGAAUCUCAGGUAGAUCAACUCGUUUUUGAGGAGUUGGUGCGUGAGAGGUUUCCUAAACUGGUAAAUCAUCUAGAUUACUUGGGAGUGCAGGUGGCAUGGGUUACGGGACCGUGGUUUCUUUCCAUUUUCAUGAACAUGCUUCCUUGGGAAAGUGUUCUUCGAGUAUGGGAUGUGCUUCUUUUUGAAGGAAACCGUGUCAUGCUAUUUAAAACUGCACUUGCUUUGAUGGAAUUAUAUGGCCCUGCAUUGGUUACAACAAAGGAUGCUGGAGAUGCAGUCACUUUGUUACAAUCACUGGCUGGCUCAACAUUUGACAGCAGCCAACUUGUAUUGACUGCCUGUAUGGGCUACCAAAAUGUAAACGAAGCUAGGUUACAAGAGUUGAGAAAUAAACAUCGUCCUGUUGUGAUGGCUGCAAUAGAGGAAAGAUCGAAGGGACUUCGUGCAUGGAGAGAUUCUCAGGGUCUUGCAUCUAAACUUUAUAGCUUUAAACAAGAUCCUAAAUCAGUAAUGAUAGAAACAAAGAAGGGAGAGCGAUUGCUUGAUGCACAAACAAAUGGAAAUUUAUCUCGCUCAGAGUCUGGAUCAUCUAAUGCUGAUGAAAUUCUUAUUAGCUUGACGGGAGGUGGGGAGAUAGAUUCUCUUCCAGAUCUUCAAGACCAGGUGGUAUGGUUGAAGGUUGAAUUGUGCAGGCAGCUUGAGGACAAAAGAUCUGCUGUUCUCAGAGCUGAGGAAUUGGAGACAGCUUUAAUGGAGAUGGUGACGCAGGACAAUCGAAGGCAAUUGAGUGCCAAGGUCGAGCAGUUGGAGCAAGAAAUUGCUGAACUUCGCCAAUCUCUUUCUGAUAAGCAAGAACAAGAAAACGCCAUGCUCCAGGUCUUGAUGCGAGUAGAACAAGAGCAAAGGUUAACAGAGGAUGCUCGCAGAUUUGCAGAGCAGGAUGCAGCAGCUCAGAGAUAUGCUGCUCAAGUGCUUCAGGAAAAAUAUGAAGAUGCCACUGCUGCACUAGCUGAUAUGGAGAAGAGAGUUGUUAUGGCUGAAUCAAUGUUGGAGGCUACUUUGCAAUAUCAAUCUGGACAACUCAAAGCGCAGCCUUCGCCUAGAUCUUCUCGUCCUGAUUCUCCUGCACACAGCAAUCAAGAUAAUUCACAAGAAAUUCCUGCAAGAAAGAUUAGUCUGCUAUCCCGACCAUUUGGACUUGGUUGGAGAGAUCGCAACAAGGUGAAAUCUGAGGAGAUGACAACGAAUGAUGGAAAGUGUACUAAUGAGGAGGUACAGGAUCCCAUCACAGAGCAGAAGGAUAUAAAUGGAAGAGAAUUGCAAGAAAAGGAGUAGAGGAAUGCAAGUUAUUCGAAGAUGCCCUUCGCCUUCCAAAUAUCGCCACACUGCUUGCUUGGUAAUUGGUAUGCUUCCUCUCCAACCCCAUGUCAUUUCUAGGGCACAACCUGAGUCGUAAUAGUUUUAUAAUAUAUAUAUAUAUAUAUAUUUAUAUCGUUUUGUUGGAAUUAGCCGACCAAUUCUAUAGCUUCAUUGUUUCUUUGUUCAUUAUGUAGACGAAAUAUAGUUUAGGGGAUGAGAAGAUCAUAAGAAAUGUGAGUAUCCAUUUAAGCAAUUGUAUAAUUUUUUUUUUUUUUUCCCAAAUCCAUUGAAGUAUAGUUGUUCUUUGUGGGAACCUCUAAGUUGAGGGCUUAACGAUUUUGAUUUCCCAUUUUAAGAGACAUUAUAGUGCGAUAUUCUUUCUGUUAUAUAUUCA
Molecule: messenger RNA, 3246 nt
Organism: Cannabis sativa
Lineage: Eukaryota; Viridiplantae; Streptophyta; Magnoliopsida; Rosales; Cannabaceae
Exons: 19
Coding region: 357-2828 (823 amino acids)
Source: RefSeq, a predicted model, not a curated record